Molecule: messenger RNA, 1022 nt
Organism: Erythranthe guttata (spotted monkey flower)
Lineage: Eukaryota; Viridiplantae; Streptophyta; Magnoliopsida; Lamiales; Phrymaceae
Source: RefSeq, a predicted model, not a curated record
ACGGAUCAAGAUAUAUCUACUAUGAUAAGAUGCGGGCAGAAGAGCAUUAUAUUCCUCAUCAAUAACGGAGGAUACACAAUUGAGGUAGAAAUUCACGAUGGUCCGUACAACGUGAUCAAGAAUUGGAACUGCACGGGCCUUGUCGACGCCAUCCACAAUGGAGAGGGCAACUGCUGGACUGCCAAGGUGAGAACGGAAGAUGAAUUGGUGAAAGCAAUAGCAGCUGCGACAGACACGUACAAGGAAUCGUUGUGUUUCAUCGAAGUGCUGGUUCACAAAGAUGAUACUAGCAAAGAAUUGCUCGUGUGGGGAUCGUGUGUUUCAUCUGCUAAUAGCCGACCUCCCAAUCCGCAAUAGGAAGCUCUUUAUAGCUUAAAGGAAAACCGAUUUUUGUUCGAUGAUUACAACAACAAUAACCAGGAUCACCAGAAAAGCAAAGUGGGAGAUGAUUUGAUGAUCAAGUGAUCAAAAUCCAGGGCUUUGAAAAUAUACGCCAAUCUGAAGAAAGUGAAGCAGCCAAUUUCUCAAAGUGAUCAAAAGUUUCAUCAACUCACUCUUCAAAGAAUGGUGAUCAAAGAAGUGUGAGUUUUAAUCCGGUGAGUGUUACUGUUAGUCAGGAUUUAAGGCCCCGUGGGCAAAAAUAUGACGAAGAUUUUGAUAGGUAUAAAAGCCUACCGAAUUCAUUCAUCGGGCGGAGUUGAAGUUCAGCAAAAUUAUAAUGGAGAAAAAUAGCAAAUAAUGAUGCGAAGAAUCUUUUGAAAAAGUAUUGUAGUAAAAAUGACGAUGGUUUUUCCUUGUUUUAGGAAAAUUCGUGACGAAGAUGGAAUGAGUGAUUCGAGUUCGGAUUUAUUCGAGCUUGAUCAUCUAGCAUUAUUGGAGACAAUAGAUUCUGCAAACAAUUACCUCUGUAAACUAGUGGUUCAGACACUAAUCGUGGUAUUUUUUAGCCGUUUGGUUCGUGAACUAGACCGGAGUAAUGUUUGUUUCAGUAGUUACUACUCAUUAAUGUUUUAUUAACAAUG